GAAACACUUGAAGAAAUCCUCAUUCCUUGUCUGCAUAUAAACGCUGGAAGGAAAUCCCACAUUGUUCGAUACAUCAUCAGCAAGAAAAUCAAACCUUACGUGGACCAUCGCCCAAGUUUAUUUGAACGUGUGUAUCCUCUCAGUGAACGCCUCGCUGAACAUAUGUUACAUGUCGGAUACAAGCAGCUCAGUCGCUUUGGAAGAUGGGACCCAGUACUGCUGAAGGAUGGUAACUGCAUUCCACCUGUUGAUGGAACAGAGCAUCCAUUGUUUGCCUGCAUUUACCGAUCAUUUAUUUACUUCCUGUCAAGCCAGCAGAAUAGAACAAUCUUCAUGUUAGAUCCAAUAUUGUAUCUGAGUCAGGAAACUCCCAAACCGAUGAUUCCUUUAAGGAUUGCUAUAAUUGGCCCUUCAAAGUCAGGAAAAACAACUUUGGCCAAACGAUUUGUACAAGAUUAUGGCGCUUUAAGGCUGUCCAUAGGAGAAGCAAUGCGCCACGUUUUAAGACAGCACUCACAGUCGGAGCUGGCCAAGCAGAUCCAGUGGAAUCUAAUCCGUGGCAGGGUGGUGCCGGAUGAGCUUCAGAUUCAAGCUUUAGAUGUGGCACUGCUGGACGUGCGAUGCCAGACCAGAGGGUAUGUGCUUGAUGGAUACCCAAUGACUUUGAAGCAAAUUCAACUGAUGACCGAAUACAGCAUUAUUCCAGUGAGAGUCAUCGAACUGGAGCUGAGCAGCAAAGAGGUCUUAACUCGAGGGGCCAAGGAUAGGAUAGUUCCACGAGCCUCACCAUUACAUGACAGCUCUCAAAUACUUGCUAUAAAACUGUCCUGUUACCAAAGAGAAGUUCCCGCAGUUCGUGAAUGGUAUCAGAAUGAGCACCAGAACUACAACAUCGUGCCAGCUGACCAAUCAAAAUGGUGGGUUCUGGAUGUAGUCAAUGACAUUGCAAUUUCUAGCAUCAAAAGAAUUCAAGACUACGUCCACAGGACUUCAAAAGGAAGAUCAGCAGGAAUUUAUGGUCUAUGUAUCACACCUAAGGAAUAUCGCGCACGUCUAGGAGAAUAUGAGGAGUACUGUCCUGUCAGCCUAGCUGAUAAAGAUGAACUCAUCGACUGCUCAUUUAAUCAGACUCUAGAGUAUGCAGCAGAGUACAAGG
This is a messenger RNA of Candidula unifasciata, 1156 nucleotides long. NCBI's taxonomy places the organism in Eukaryota, Metazoa, Mollusca, Gastropoda, Stylommatophora, Geomitridae. The record is from the annotation of a GenBank genome assembly.